This is a messenger RNA of Orbicella faveolata, 3425 nucleotides long. Its product is annotated as integral membrane protein GPR180-like. The record is from RefSeq and is a predicted model, not a curated record. Gene Ontology annotation, biological process: response to pheromone; G protein-coupled receptor signaling pathway. NCBI's taxonomy places the organism in Eukaryota, Metazoa, Cnidaria, Anthozoa, Scleractinia, Merulinidae.
AUGCGCUUGCGCCGUUCCUCGUUGAAACAUGGCGGAUGAAACGGGACGAAAUUAUGCUACUGGUUUAAAUUUGCGUUUGAUAUGUUCAAGUUGAAUUAAUUUCGUUAGAUUGACAUCUACAAUGAUUUAUAAUCUUCAAAUUUUAUUCCUGGUUUUAUUAAGCCUACCAAACGUCGCAAAAUGUAAAACUGUUCGCGGUAUUUUUAGCUCCAGACUUGCUCGUCUGUACCAAGGGCAGUAUCUAACCAAGUUCUGUUUUUACGGUGAAGCACUAAUUACUUUCAAGCUGAACACAACUUCAAGUGGGAAGCUUUACUUCUACCUUGACGAGAAAUGGCCCCAGGUUGAAAAAUCUUCACAAUGCCAAAACAAGCUGGAUAUGGCACAAUAUUCAUUUGGACUAGACUCGGUGUCUGGAGAGAACAAAUUUUCCCCCUGGGAUGACCCCAAGGUCUGGCAUGUCUUGUACGCUGAUUCUGUGACUUGCGACCCUAGUGUGCCAGCUCUUGACGAUGUUACUUUCGCCUUGGAAAUGCUUAAUCCUGAUUCUGGAGGAAAACCAUCUAGUCAUUGUGGUUGUGAUGAGACAGGGUUGCUGUCAUUUUAUGAAGUGCUGGCAUUCCUGUAUUUUGCUGGAGCAAUAGCUUAUGGUCAGCGUCUGUGGCAAACGAUCCAGAAAGGUGGACCCAUGCACCUGGUGAUAAAAAUGUUGUCUAUUGCUAUGAUUUACCAGGCUACAGGGCAUUUUCUUACUUUAAUUCAUCUCUACAGAUAUUCAAAGGAUGGCGAAGGUUACCCUUUUCUCAGCAAGCUGUCUAUAGCUGCAGAUGGCCUAGGUGGCUAUCAGAUGUUACUUAUGAUGGCCAAGUUGUCCACAGGAUGGACUCUUAGUUCCUCAUUCUCAACACUGGAUCCAAAACAGAUGAAACAAAUUAGCAUUGGCGUGAUUGCAAUUUCAGUUUUUGAGGUUAUAUUAGCCUCUUGGGAGAUGACUCUUCUUCUAGUCCUUGUUAAAAUUGUUGUAGCUGGAGCAUUUGCUGUAAAUAUAAGUAGAAAAGUUUCAGAGGAGAGAAGUACACUCCGUAGAGAAUUUUAUAUUAAAUUUGCAAAGUGUUGUUUAACCUGGCUUUUAGCAUAUCCUGCCUUAGCAAUAGUGUCAUUGGUUUUACCUGUCCACUCUAGAUUUAAGGUAAUAACAUGGGGCUUGUUGACAGCUCAGUGCAUAUCAAUCCUGUUAUUAUACAGACUGUUCUUAUCACGGAGUCUGUACUGGGAGGUAUCUUCCCUGGCAACUAGCACGCUUCCUCUACGACUGGACAGAGGCUAUGGAGCCAAGACCUACAACUCUGAAACUAGGACUGUUAGAAUACAUAAACAUAUUGCAGUGAAUUAGGCCAAUUCUGCUCAAAGAUUAUUUUUCUGUUUGUGGUUCUGGAUGUUCAGAUUGCCUCUGUAACUUCAGACAAUAUUCUCCAAGGAAGGAAGUGCUUGUGGGGGAAUCUUUCCUAUCAAAUCCUUCAGUAUAAUUACAAAUUCAGCUUUCAGAGUGGACACUUUUGGGACCAGCCGCUGCACUGUCCAAUUGAACCUAAGCGAUAUCUGUCGGAGAGAAUCUGUGUUUGUUAGUGGUCUGCCCUUGAUGCCGCGAAGUUACAAAAAAAACCGAAUAACCACCCUGCACGGGUAAUCGUAGUUUUGAAGCUUCUUUCCAUCACCUCUUCCGAAGGGUUGCAAAUGUUGCAGGGUUGCUACGUUUGGGCGUCUAUUAUGUAUACCAUAUGUGGAUUGAUCCAUAUCAUAGCAUAUAAAUGUUUUGAAUAAAACUUCUCGAAAGUAAUCAGUCUUUUCCUUUAAUGUUGAUGUGAUAUAUCAAAUACGAAAAACCGUGUUUGACCACAUUUCCAAACACCGAGAAGCGAGUUGAAAAUACGACGCACAGCGGAGUAUUUUUGACGAACUUCGAGGGGCUUGGAAAUGUGGUCAAACACUGUCUUGAAUGUUUGAUACAUCCUCUUAAUCGAAGCAAAAAAUAAGUCAAACGUUUUGGGUAGAGGGGUUUUCGUUACUUUCGGAACUCUUCGCUAGUGAUCCUCCUUAGUGAUGUAUCUGGUAUAUUUUGGAAACGUAAUUAGCAUAAGUUUUAUUUAAAGAUGCAUUGAAGUGGGAACACCCUACAAACGGAGAAACCUUUCAAUCCCUUCUGUUAUCUAGUCGCAAAAGAUUUUUCAAAUUAAACUGCGCGAAGUUGCUUAACAUUUCCUUUGAGAUGUGAUUCACGACGUCAAAGUUCGCGAAUAAAAGCGUGAAAAGAAACGCAAACAUUUGAUUUCGUGAAACAUUCACGUAGUUGUGUCAAGAUUUCCGGCAGCCAGCUACCCUGCGAGAGGGGGUGCUUUACAUUAUGCCAAAAAUUUCCGGUAAUUUCGGUCAAAAGUCAAAUGGAAAGGUCCGUUUCGGUUCUGUCCAAUCGGAAUUUUCGGGGCCACCUCUGGAGGUGGUCCACUUUGAUCGGUCAGACCGAUUGGACCGAAGUUUGCCGUUCUAUUUUGACAAACCGGUUUAUUGCCCUGUUUGUCUUCAGUAGAUUUCAGUGAAUUCGGGAAAGGAUUUAAAAAUGGUAAGAGUCAUUCCUCUCGGUUGGCCCGGUUCGGAUCGGAAAAUGUCGUUCCAUUUUCCUCGGUUAGUCCUGCUGGCCGUCUGACCGAUCGCUCUGGCAUAAAGGAAAGCAUCCAGAGAUUUCUUUUUCUUUCUGCUUCAAAUGUUCGUCUCGCAGGGUAGCUGAGCCGGGAAUUGUUUCCAAAAAACUAGAUACCCGGCAGUGAAAUUCUAAUAGGAUUUCCACUAAACAUCUCUUGGAAUAGAGCUUUCUUUAGAAAUGUCAAGAGAUUUCAAGUAGUUGUGUCGAGUUGUGGAAUUUUUCGAGCUUGGCCUUACUAUAGGAUCUCGAUGUUCUCGACAUUUUGCAAAUAUUCGCACUCUGGCUCACGGAGUCAACUCUCAUAGAAUGAUAUCCACAAAAAUUACAACAGGCCAUUUUCGAGUUACCUUGUGCCUCUGUUUCAAAACCGAGCCCUCGCGCAAAUCUUUUCAUAUGAAAAUGAGUUUGAUUUAACCUGUAGGGGGAACACAUUUUCAUAUGAAUGGUUUUGCACACGGACUCGUUUCGACACAGACGCAAAAGGCAACGAGCUAGAGUGUUCGAGAUUUGUUCAGAAAUGCCAAACGAUUCUAAAUAUUGUUUUGCUUUUGUACUGGAUGGAGGUUUUCGUUUUAUUAUUGACUAAUUGAUUGACUGAUUUAUUCAUUUAAUUAAAUAUUGAUUUUUGACGUUAAUUAGUUUUUAGCUAGGACUAAAAGAUCCAAAUCAGUUGUAAAAGUUCCCAAGUUUAUUGACCUACUUUAUUAAGUAAAUGUAUUGUUAAGGA